Messenger RNA from Mycosarcoma maydis (corn smut), 5541 nucleotides. RefSeq lists its product as uncharacterized. Bases 1 to 5541 code for a protein of 1846 amino acids. Gene Ontology annotation, biological process: transcription initiation at RNA polymerase II promoter. The record is from RefSeq and is a predicted model, not a curated record. Gene Ontology annotation, molecular function: protein binding; chromatin binding; RNA polymerase II general transcription initiation factor activity. Gene Ontology annotation, cellular component: transcription factor TFIID complex. Lineage: Eukaryota; Fungi; Basidiomycota; Ustilaginomycetes; Ustilaginales. The transcript has a single exon.
AUGUCCAAGCAAAGAGGAACGGCUGCCUACCGUGGUUUCACCGUGAGCCAUCAACGUGUAGUUCUCGACCUCAGCUUCAACGGUACAUUGGUCGGCUUCACAGAGCUUACCAUUAUUCCAACGCAUCGUGGCCUUCGAACCAUUCAUCUCAAUUGUCGGCAGGCUUCUGUUCAGUCGGCCACAGUGAACAAUCAUCCCGCCGAUUUCUCCUAUUCUGAUCACCUCACAGGUGCUACCAUUUCAGAGACACGUGAUGUUCAUCGGUAUCCCGAGCUCAAGCGAAGGAUCUAUGCGGCAGCCUCUGACGGCGUACACGGCGAGCUCAGUAUCCUCAUCCCUCCUGAUGUGCAUGUUCAGACACAGCGCGCAGGCAGCAGAGACCCCAGUAUCGCUCCAGAUGAUGCACCUACUCCAGGUGGUACGUCUACCACCGAGCUAGCACCCAUUUCCGUCCGCGUCAACUACUAUCUCAAGAAUCCGACCGAUGGCCUCCAAUUCAUGCGUCCAACCGCGGAUGCACCGUACCGCGUGCCCCAUCUCUACACCAUCACCUCUUCACCGGACGCAGCACGAACCUGGGUUCCAUGCGUCGAUAGCUUGUGGGAGCGAUGCACUUGGGAGUUCGAGCUGAUUGUGCCCAAGUCGCUACACAUUGCUGAGGACGAAGAGGAGGCCGCAGCCAACCAGUCAGCGAAUUUACCAAUCGAGCAGGCACCAACAACAAACGUAGAUACAUCGGAUCCCGACUCGCAGGUGGUUGUUGUCUGUACCGGCGAUUUGAUGGAGCAAGUUACCCAUCCCAACAACCCUUCCAAGACAAUAUUCUGUUACACACAAGCCGUGCCCACCUCGGUCCAGCACAUCGGUUUUGCCGCAGGACCGUUUCACAUCAUGCGCAUCGAGGCCACCAACCGUCACGGUGGUCAAGUGACAACUGGCAUUGUGACUGAGGUCUCUGCAGGUGCAUCUGCCGUCGUGGAUGACUCUGGUCAGCCCGAGAUUCUUGCCUUUUGCUUGCCCGGGCGUGAAGACGAACUUCGCAACUCCAUCAGCUUUACACGCCAAGCGCUUGACUUUUUUUCGCAGCAGUAUGGUUCAUACCCGUUCGGUGCCUUUCGAAUGGUUUUUGUCGACGAGCCUCCGCAGGAUUGUACCACUCAGUCCAUGAUAGCCGUCUGUUCCAACGAUUUGUUGCAUCCCACUUCGGUCAUCGACCAGGCCAUUGAGAAUCGCCAGAUUCUAAGUCACGCCAUCGCAUUCCAAUGGGUAGGAAUCAACAUCAUUCAGGCGACGUGGGCUGACACGUGGCUUGUCAAUGGUCUUGGCCUCUACAUCAACGGUCUCUUCCUGCGAAGACUGAUGGGCAACAACGAGUACCGUUUCCGGCUGAAGAAGGACCUCGAUCGGCUUUGCGCCUGGGACAUCGGCAUGCCGCCUUUGUAUGAAGCGGGUGCAUUCGAGCCCCCGGAUGCGGCUACGCUGCCGUUUGUUAACCUCAAGGCUCCGCUCGUGCUUCACAUCCUCGACAGGAGGCUGCGCAAGAUGGGAGCUUCCGUCGGUCUUGGUCGUGUCAUUCCCAAGGUGUUUCUGCAAGCCAUGACGGGUGAGAUGACCAACAAUAUGCUCAGUACCCAGCUCUUCCUGCGAACCUGUCGGAAGGUCAGUGGUGCUGAUCUGCGUUUGUUUACCGAGCACUGGAUCCGUGGAAGCGGCUGUCCGCGCUUCAUCUGCAGCGCCAACUUCAACCGCAAGAAACUACUCAUUGAGAUGAACAUCCGCCAAGAAGUGCCUGCCGCCCAAUUUGCAGCCGCAAGGCCCGGCGAUGCUUUGGCUGCAAAUGCAGUGCCGCUGUUCGAGGGCCAAAUGACGGUGCGAAUCCACGAGGCGGAUGGCACGCCCUACGAGCACGUGCUUGAGAUCAAGGGACCAGCCAAAAGAUACGAAGUGCCAUUCAACACCAAGUACAAGCGAGUACGUCGAAAUACGAAGCGCUUUCAGGCCCGCCAAGCCGCCGCUGCUGCAGCUGCUCAAGGUGACCAGGAAGCGCAAGAAGCUAUCGGGCUCAUCGAUCUUGGAUUCGGUCUGGGUAUGUGGGAGGAUGAAAAGGCGCGAGAAGAGUGGAAGGUGGCCGAUUGGACCGAAGAAGACGAAGAAAAGAUGUCGUCAGCACCGUACGAGUGGAUCCGCAUGGACGCCGACUUUGAGUGGCUCGCCAGCAUCCACUUUGAACAGCCAGACUACAUGUGGGUCUCUCAGCUGCAACGCGAUCGCGAUGUGGUGGCACAGGUGUCUGCGGUGCAUGCUCUGGCUCAAAUGCCUAGUCUGGUCACUUGCAGCAUGCUUACGCGCACAGUGCUCGUCAACAAAUACUUCUAUCGUGUACGCACUGAAGCUGUGCACGCAUUAGUGCACUGUGCCAUCCCGCAGCUUGACAACCUUGGGCUCUUCCACCUUCUCAAGCUCUUCCGAACACAAUUCUGCCACGAUCCACCGGACGAAGCUUCCAUCGAGAACCCGCUCGAUGUGCCGUGCAUUCCUCGUGCGAAUGACUUUAGUGACGCUGCCGACUACUUUCUGCAGCGUGCACUGAUCCAUGCCAUCAGCCGCGUCCGCAAUCCUGACGGUCGCACUCCGCCACAGGUCAAGCGCUUCCUGAUCAACCUGCUGCGUUACAACGACAACUCGACAAACCACUUUGUCGACGAUUUCUACCUGGCUGGCGCCAUAAAUGCGCUUGCCAGCGCCUUUAUUCCGAUAGAGUCUGCUGUUGCGGCCACACAGGAUGCAGACAUGGCCAGUGAGGAGAGCUUCCUUUUGGCUCAUGCUGUUGCCGAGGUGGAGCGUUUGCAGGAGCUUGAUCGACUGGUGCCAUCGUAUCACAAUGUGAUCACGCUGGCUUCACUCGACUUUCAGGUAGCCAUGAUGCUGGCCAACCUGAAGCCCAAGGAUCUGCAGCUCUUCUUCACGUACACACGCCAAGGCAACUUUACGCCCGUUCGGAUUGCGGCGCUGAACUGCCUCCUGCUCGUCGGCAAUUUGGACCAUCGCGUGAUCGCGCGCUACUGCUUUGCGCUUCUGCGCCUCGAUGAGAAUCGCACCGUCAAGCGAGCGUUGGCGCGCGCAAUGUGCGAGGGCCUUGCGGUGGCGAUGAGCACAGGUAUGUUUGGUGGCGGUGGCUUGCGCGGACCAGAAGCGCUGCUAAUCGAAGAAGACAGCGGACAUGUGAAUGCCGCCGAAAAGGCCCGAGAUGCGCAGCUUGAGGCGAUGCUCAAGACGCUCAAAAAGGAGAUCGGACGCUCAGCAGGAGUGCGCGAAGGCUUUCUGUCAGCAUUGCUUGCUCCUAGUGUGGAUGUAGAAGCACGAUGGGCACUGUUGAAGCUAGCAGAGCUGCUCUUCCGCCCUGCAGAGGAGAAGGAGCUGCCGUUGCAACACAAGGUGCAACUCCGUGUCAGGAUGCCGAGCACACCCAACACGAUCGACGCAGCUCCGCUUGAGUCGUCAUCGAUCUCGAAGAUCAAGCUCGUUCGACCAUCCACUGCGACUGGUGGCGACGAGGCAGUGCCCACGACUCCUUCUGCCACAGCGACCAACGCGCCUCGAGUCGCGUUUGAGACUCCGGAGAAGCCUCCUGCUAGUGCGUCGGACAAAAAGAAGCUCAAGCCGAAGAAGGCCAAGCCGCUGGCACCAGGGCAGGCAUCGGGCAUGUCUUUUGCAGACUUGACAGCAUGCAGAAACACGCUCAAGAAACUCAUGCAGAACAAGUUUGCGGCCAUCUUUCUAAAUCCGGUGGACCCUGUACGUGAUCAGGCGACAAAUUACUUUGACAUCAUCAAGGAGCCCAUGGAUCUCGGAUCCAUCCUCAACAAGCUGGAUAGCGGGCAAUACAAGGACCGGCACGAACUGCGCGCCGACUUUGAGCUGAUGAUCAGCAAUGCCAAGACGUACACUCCUGACGCGAAAGCAUGGGCGCACAAACAGGCUGUAGGGCUCGAAAAGGUGUUUGUUCCACUGUGGAACAGGAUGGAGAAGACAUUGGAGCAGUCGGCGGCGCGUCAAAAGGCAGCUCAGGAUGCUGCGCUCGCCAACGAGCAGGUUGGAGGUGUAUCAAACUCUCCCGAACGACCUUCGCCCGCCAAGCUGGAUGCAUCUGCUGCGGCUGCGGCAACUGCUCCCGCAUCAGUUGGGAAAGUUGGAAAUGGGAUUGGCAGGGAAGCAUCCACGCCGAGCCCGGCGGCUCCCAAGCUUUCGCUCAAGUUCAAGCUCAAGACGAAAUUAGCAGGCGAAGAGUCACCUGCGCCGAUGUCAACUCCCACGCCAAAACCGAGAGCACCCGUGGUAGAGACGUCGGCUGCGCCUGCCUCUCCUCCUUCGAUCAAGCUGAAGAAGCCGCUGAUCAAGCUCAAGAAAGGCAAUCACGACGACGCUGCUGCACCUGAGGUGCGGACACCACCACCUCCUUUGGCAGCUAAGUCGAGUGAGGGAUUGGCGCAGAGCGUUGACGACGACAUCUUAGAGGCGCUUGGAGAGGUGCCCAAGGCAAGCAAGGCAAAGCCGAACAAGGUGACGUCGAAUUUGAGCAAGGUUGCUGCGUCUGCGUCACCAGUGCCAGGACCUACGGCAUCGCCAAGCAGCAACAAGAAGAGCAGGGUGGUAGCUUCGCAUGCGACUGGGGCAGUGAUCUCGAACGAUGUUGCGACAGGCUCGACCCUGGCAGCGUCUCCAAGCAAGGACAUUGCCAAAUGGGCGGAAGCCGAUCCGAUCGGGGCGACUGCUGCCAUGGCAGUGAACAGCAAAAAGUGCAAGGUGCUGUUACAGGUGCUUAAAAAGGCGCCGUCCUCGAUCUUCUUCCGGUUCCCCGUGGACCCAAUCCGCGACGGACUGCCGACGUAUCUGGAUGAGAUCCAGCAGCCGAUGGAUCUGAGCACAAUGGAGAAGAAGGUCAACCAAGGGGCGUACACGACCAUGGGCGAAUUUGCGUCGGACAUGGAGCUCAUCUUUGCCAAUUGUCGACAGUUCAAUCCGCCGGGUACGGAGCCGUGCCAGCAUGCGGAUGAGCUGGAACGCCUUUGGCGUAAAGAAUGGGCCAAGGCGGUGACGCCGAGAUUGGAAGCUAACGAAAAGCGGGCUCUGGUUGGACUAAUGAACCGACUGAAAACGCACCAGUCGUCGCUGCUGUUCCGCGAGCCCGUGGAUCCGGUGGCUCUCGGCAUCCCGACGUACUUUGACGUGAUCGCAAAGAAGGACGCGAGGGACCUGAGUCUGAUUGAGGCCAAGUUGAAGGGCGACAAGUACGACAGUUUUGCAGCGCUGGAUGCGGACGUCAAAUUGAUGUUGCGCAAUUGCUACACCUUUAAUGCGGCGGACGAGGCGAUUGUGGGGAUCGCAAAGGGAUUCGAGACGUAUUACAAGAGGGAGUUGGCUCAUGCCAAGCAGCAGGCAGGGGUGAGCGGGUCGGGGGAGGGCAGUGCAGGUGGAGCAAAAAGGAAGCUGCCUGCGAAUGGAACGGCCGCGAAUGGAAGCAAGAAGGUCAAGAGUGGGUGA